Pundamilia nyererei is the source of this 2545-nucleotide messenger RNA. RefSeq names its product ubiquitin-conjugating enzyme E2H (UBC8 homolog, yeast) (gene ube2h). The record is from RefSeq and is a predicted model, not a curated record. The transcript has 7 exons. The coding region runs from base 245 to 796 and encodes 183 amino acids. Lineage: Eukaryota; Metazoa; Chordata; Actinopteri; Cichliformes; Cichlidae.
UCGCGGAGGGAUCCCUGUGUCGGAACCAUGGUCAUAUCGUUGAGAGGCAGUGAACGGCAGAGGUCUAGAGACAGCUCAGCUACUCAUUAGGGCAGAGAUACGUUGAAGUGAGAAGACGUCUCGCUGCGAGCAUUUCUGGAGGCAAAUGUUAACUUUCGGAUAGUACCGUUUGCUAGACUAUCUAGCGUUCCGGGGGGCUAGCUUUCAGCUUUCUCACGGGUGUUCUGCGGUGGAAGAAGCAAAAAUGUCGUCUCCAAGUCCGGGUAAAAGGCGAAUGGAUACCGAUGUGGUGAAACUCAUCGAGAGCAAGCAUGAAGUCACCAUCCUCAGUGGACUCAAUGAAUUUGUAGUGAAGUUUUUUGGACCACAAGGAACACCGUAUGAGGGAGGCGUGUGGAAAGUGCGAGUAGAUCUUCCUGAUAAAUACCCAUUCAAAUCACCAUCAAUAGGAUUCAUGAACAAGAUUUUUCAUCCCAACAUUGAUGAAGCAUCAGGAACGGUGUGCUUAGAUGUCAUCAACCAGACAUGGACAGCCCUUUAUGAUUUGACCAACAUCUUUGAGUCGUUCCUGCCCCAGCUGCUGGCCUACCCAAACCCCAUCGAUCCCCUGAACGGAGAUGCAGCUGCUAUGUACCUUCAUCGGCCAGAGGAGUACAAGCAGAAAAUCAAAGAGUACAUUCAGAAAUAUGCAACAGAGGAGGCUCUGAAGGAGCAGGAAGAGGGGGCAGGCGACUCUUCAUCUGAAAGCUCCAUGUCUGACUUCUCAGAAGACGAGGCCCAGGACAUGGAGUUGUAGUAAUAGGAGGGUUCCCCCAUCCUGCCCCCCCCUAACCCCCACAGAGACUAUAUUUGAUUUCCUAACCAUGAGAAAGCAGACUUAUAAUAUUCAUAUUUAAACAAGUUGAUUUUUUAUUAUUAUUAUUAUUACUACUAAACAAGGAUUUUUAUGGAUAUAUAGCCUUUGGUGUGUUUGACCUCCCCUCCCAUUCUGUAGCUGUUUCUCCUCACACGCAUCCACGUUCUCUGCCUGUCAGUCUGCUCAUUUGUGUGGUGCGUCAUCUAAGAAGCUUCCAUGUGAACAUCUGAUUUCUCUACACAAAUCCACUUCAUAAAACUUCCCUUUUGACCUCAGCGACAUAUAAUUUCCUUUCUUUUCCCAUAAUACCAGUUGACUCUGACCAUUUUUGUUAGUUGGUCCCCAUCAGAUCAGGUUAGGUCUUACUUGCCCUCUCUGGUGUACGUCACCACAUAUUUGGGGGGGUUUGUUUUGUUUUUUAAAUGCGCACACUGACACACAAGUGUCCGAGCACAUUUUAUAUGAAGUGCAGUGCCAAUAGACGCUAACAAAUCAACCUGGAAUACCUCUUAAGCAUAUCUCUUAAAACAUAUGAACAAUAUGAAAUCGUUUUGGGGGUUUUUAUCAUUCAGUUCAGAUUCUACAUGGACUGUUACAUUACUCUUGCAUUGCUCUUUGUUACUCUGUUGACCUGCAGCUGCCUGUAUAUGUUUGCUGACCUGUUUUAGCUGCUCUCCCUUUAAGUCAGCCUCCUUAUGAUUGGCUGCCCAUGAUAAACAGCAGGCGGAGCUUCUUGUGCUUCUAGCCAGAGCCGUGUACAUCAUGCAGAGCCAAGAGUAGGAAAACAAAAACGUAUCAAAGCGAGCAUUUAGAGCAGCCUUUUCAUGUAAUGUCCUCACUAUGUGAAACUACUUGUUUAAUUUGAGAAUCCAACAUAAUGCAUUAUAAGCAACAAUACUAAAGAUCUGUUUUGUACAGUGUAUGCUAGCUGCACAAACUGCACAUGUAAGGUCAGUGCACACAGGCAGUGAAGACAGAAGGUAGCUCUAAUAUAGGUUUUCUUUUGUGGGCAUUCUGGUCAGACUCUCUUGGUAUUUUGGGAACUAAAAAUAGACCAGAGCUACACUUUAACCAUCUGACCGUGCAUGUGCAUUUUAUACUCCACAUCAGGAGUCACCUCAAACACACAAGCACCAGACUGUCAUUGUGAAGGGAGGUCUCUGUAUUACAAUCAGCUGUAUAUGUGUUUUUGAAACACAUUUCUAGUAGUGUUAUUGGUCCUAAGGAACUUUUCUGACUAUAUAAAUAUUUUUUAAAAGGAACAGCACUAAAGUCUGUUUUAAUCUCAGUAAAAAAGCAACAAAAAUGGUCAUAUGGUUACUGAGUGGAUCUGAGUGAAAUUUAAAAGUAAUUUGUCCCCCUCCCUGUUGAGGUUAGUGUUGUAUCAGUCUUCCUCACAUUCCACUGUUACUCUGGAUUUGCUCCGAUGCAUGCUCUCCAUGUUGGUCUGACUGGUACGUAACACCGGUGGUGUCGAGUGGACUGUCUGCUUACAAGGAUCUCUUUUUGGAUUACGAAAUACGAGCCCUGUACAUGAUAACUAAACUGUACAGAUCUGAGUUCCUAACUUUAAAAUCAAACAAAGGAACACACCUUGUGUUAUUCACUGUGGCGGGUGAAGAUGUCCAUCUAUGAUGCGUGGAAAGGAAUUGCAGUCACAUUUUUGAGUUUUGACACUUCUGUGUUUGU